Impatiens glandulifera is the source of this 2439-nucleotide messenger RNA. RefSeq names its product BRASSINOSTEROID INSENSITIVE 1-associated receptor kinase 1-like. The transcript is spliced from 11 exons. The record is from RefSeq and is a predicted model, not a curated record. Gene Ontology annotation, molecular function: protein kinase activity; ATP binding; protein binding. Gene Ontology annotation, biological process: protein phosphorylation. Lineage: Eukaryota; Viridiplantae; Streptophyta; Magnoliopsida; Ericales; Balsaminaceae. Bases 325 to 2178 code for a protein of 617 amino acids.
UUACGAAAGAAGUGUGAAAAGAGCACCUUUGACUAAAUCCUCUCAACGACUUCUCGGAGGACGACGAUGGCGGACCUUUAUCUUCCCGUCGACUUGGAACAAAACUUCUUCGCCGUCGCCGUCAUUUGAGACUUACAUCUUCAGAGUUCAAUUUCAAGCUGAGGUGAUGAGGAGGGAGAUGAAUCGGACGAUUAGUUCUUCUCCGAUGGAUUAGUUUGGAUUGACGGUUGCAUAGGGUUUGGACCUCUUUUUUAUGUUGUAUGUACUGUUUAAUAUCUCCGAACGAAGCAAUCUAGGGUUGUAGUUUGAACUACUACGCUGGAGAUGAUGGAUCGGACGUCCUCCGCGAUCUCAACUUCUAUUUUCCUCUGUCUAAUUUGGUUGUUUACGAGAUUAUGCCAAGUCUACGGAAAUGCUGAAGGUGAUGCUUUGAACGCAUUAAAGAGUAGUAUGAUUGAUCCUAACAAUGUUCUUCAAAGCUGGGAUUCUACUUUGGUCAACCCCUGCACAUGGUUUCAUGUGACUUGCACUACAGAUAACAGUGUUAUGAGAGUUGAUCUUGGAAAUGCAAAUUUGACGGGUGUGCUGGUUCCACAGCUUGGACAGCUUGUGAAUUUACAAUACUUGGAACUCUAUAGUAACAACAUAAGUGGAAUAAUUCCAAUUGAACUUGGAAAAUUGACCAGUUUGGUGAGCUUAGAUCUUUAUUUAAACAAUCUAAGUGGACCUAUACCAGAGACAUUGGGCAGGCUUCAGAGCUUGCGUUUCUUACGUCUGAACAACAAUAGCUUAACAGGAGAAAUCCCUGGUAGUUUGACUACUAUUACGUCGCUUCAAGUCCUCGAUCUAUCAAAAAAUCACUUGACAGGAGACAUUCCAUUCAAUGGCUCCUUUUCACUUUUUACUCCUAUCAGUUUUGCCGGGAAUAAUCUAAAUACUUCUCCUGAUGCUCCCCCUCCUCCACUUGCUCCUACGCCCCCUGCUUCUUCAGCGGAUAACAGCGCGAUUGGAGCCAUCGCCGGAGCAGUUGCAGCCGGUGCUGCCCUUCUCUUUGCUGCACCUGCAUUAGCACUUGCAUGGUGGAGAAGAAGGAAAGAGCAGGAUCAUUUCUUUGACGUGCCUGCUGAGGAGGAUCCAGAAGUACAUCUUGGUCAGCUGAAGAGAUAUUCCCUUCACGAGUUAGUAGUGGCCACUGAUAAUUUCAGCCCAAAACAUGUACUCGGAAGAGGUGGAUUUGGUAAGGUGUAUAAGGGACGGUUAGCUGAUGGAACUCUUGUAGCAGUUAAGAGACUAAAAGAAGAACGAACUUCAGGCGGUGAGUUACAGUUUCAGACAGAAGUGGAAAUGAUUAGUUUAGCCGUCCAUCGAAAUCUUCUCCGUUUACGUGGCUUUUGUAUGACACCCACCGAACGGUUACUUGUGUAUCCCUACAUGGCCAAUGGAAGUGUUGCAUCCUGUUUGAGAGAGAGACCGGAGACAAGACCUCCACUCGAUUGGUCUAUUCGAAAACGGAUAACAUUGGGAACGGCCAGAGGUCUUGCAUACUUGCAUGAUCAUUGUGAUCCUAAGAUAAUUCACAGAGAUGUGAAAGCUGCAAAUAUAUUGCUUGAUGAGGAGUAUGAAGCAGUAGUUGGAGACUUCGGUUUGGCUAAACUUAUGGACCCGAAAGACACUCAUGUUACUACUGCUGUAAGAGGCACAAUUGGACAUAUUGCUCCUGAAUAUCUCUCGACAGGAAAAUCUUCAGAUAAAACCGAUGUUUUUGGUUAUGGUGUUACCCUUCUUGAGUUGAUCACUGGGCAGAGGGCUUUUGAUCUGGCUCGACUUGCCAACGAUGAUGAUGUUAUGUUACUCGAUUGGGUGAAGGUGCUUCUGAAAGAAAACAAGCUGGAGAAACUAGUGGAUGUAGAUUUGGAGGGAAAUUACGAUGAAGAAGAGGUGAGGCAGUUAAUACAGGUGGCGUUGCUUUGCACGCUGGGAUCUGCAACGGAGAGACCAAAGAUGUCGGAAGUUGUGAGAAUGAUCGAAGGGGAUGGACUAGCCGAGAGGUGGGAAGAGUGGCAAAAGGAUGAGAUUUUCCGUCAAGACUCAAAUUACAAUGUUCACAGCCGGAACACAGAUUGGAUCAUGGACUCUACUUCAAAUCUUCGACCCGAAGAACUGUCUAGCCCAAGGUGAUGAUCAUGAUGGGAAAAAUGGACCUAAUUGGAUCAAUAUUUGUGCAUAUAGUUUUUCUCAUUUAUACCUUUUAACAUCUUUUCCUUCAUUUUUUUGUUGUUGUUGGUUUUUGUCUGUAAUUAACCAACCGAUGGGUGCUGGCUAAACGGAAACGGUUGGAAGUUGUUUUAUGUCGUUUGGUAUAUAGAUAAUACACUACAUUUCAUCUUCGUUUGGGAAUAGACAAUAACUAUAUGAAUUAAUGCCGAUUUUACUUGUCAA